Molecule: messenger RNA, 1926 nt
Organism: Saccostrea cuccullata (small rock oyster)
Lineage: Eukaryota; Metazoa; Mollusca; Bivalvia; Ostreida; Ostreidae
Exons: 1
Source: RefSeq, a predicted model, not a curated record
GUUGGGUCAGCUGAUCACUAUGGCAGGCUUGGAUCAGAAGGAGUCACCCUUCUCUCAGGGCCUGGCUCAGGCAAAACAGACAAGUCAAAGGUCAAACAAACCCCUCUACACCUCCAGCCCAUCCAAGAUCCCGGUCAGGCCCACCAAACCCACCAUGAAGUCCUCUUAUUUUGGGGACAUCUCCGCUGUAGGGAGGGUGGGCAGCUCCACCACGGGACCCAAGGGUGGGGAUAACGACGCCAACUUGUCGGCAUUUGACAAGAAAUUCCGGGAUUUCCACGACGGGUCCUUCAUUGAUGAGGAGAAGUACAUGAGGAACGUUGAUCCUACGAUGGAGGGGGAGUACCAGGACAGUAGUUACGAUCGAGGACCAAUGAGGAAACACUGACCUUGACGAAUAAUCUUACAUGAGACGAGCGGGAUGUUCUCUCAUGUUAGGCCGGAGAAUUCCACCGUGGCGGACAUCUUACCCGCCAAGGACCUCAGUCAAUCAGAGAAAAUGGACUUCUCAACCAAAGGACGAGUUUCUCCAAAGGAGGAAAAAGAAUCGGUAAAAAAUGGAAAAAAGCAAGGAGACGUACGGAAAGAGCAUAAAUCGGAUCUGUUUUCUGAGGACUUUUCUCACGGAUUAAGAGAAGAAAUCCUACAGGACCUGCCAGACUUUGAGACCAGUGAGACAGAAGUAUCGGAAUUACCGAGUCGACCGAAGCCUCAACCUCGAGGCAGAAAACUCAGUGACGAUGAGAGCAAGGCUCGGUCAAAGCGAGACAUUCAGAGUGAGAAAGAAUCACCCGAGCACAAGUCUAAGAUGAGUGAUUAUAACUAUAGCAUGGAAAGCUUCGAGCAGUCUUACAUCAGUGAGAGGGGGGAACUUGUACAGGACCUGAAUAUGUUAGAAAGUGGGGCCUCUCCCUCCCCCGAGUUUAUUGAUAGUGACAAUGAGGACUUUUAAUUGGGAGUCUCUCACAUAUAGCACUAACUGACAGCUAUAAUGAAGGUGUGAUAUGUUUAUAGACUGUACUAACAGAGCUUUAAUAGACUAAGCACAAAAGAAACAUUUAUCAUGUGAAGUCCUGGCAUUAUGUAAGUCAUGAUAAUAUUAUGGCCUUCAUUUGUAGGUAAAUAGUUUUUUAACCUGAUGUACAAUAUUAUGCCAUAAUGAAAAGCCAGUUUUCCUGUGAAUUGAACAAAACAAUUUGAACACAGUGAUUAUUAUGUAUAUUUUCCAAUAAUAAUGAUGCUUAGUUGACAACUGAAUGGUAAAAGACAAAAAUCAGUGGUACAACAAAAGAAUGUACAGCUAAUUUAUAGUUGUUUCUCCACUUGUAGAGAGAUCUAUGUAGAUAUUUUGAGUACUUGUAAAUUAAUGACUGUUUCUGAAGUUAUGUUAUUGAUAUGUUGGAUUAAAUGAUUAUGUACAAAUAACCUUGUUUAAAAAGAAGACUGUUGAAUCAAUGAUAGAAUGAGGCUACUAAUGGGAGACAACUCUUUUUAUUUAUUUUUUAUUACACAUGUACCUACACAUUAUUCGUACUUGUAUGAUCCGUCCAUUGUUUUCAAAAGCGAAAUACAUGUACAUUAUACGAUUCAUGUCCAGAGUUUUUUUGAAGCAGUUUAUAUUUCUUUGAUAUUUUUUGUAUAUGAAAACUUUUCCUUUGGUAGUUAUUAAUGUUAAAAUGUUAACAUUUACUCCCUUGAUAAUAGGAAUCUCUGCUUGUUAUAAUUAUGGCUUUGAUACAAAUCUUGCCUCCCUUUAAAGAUCUGAGUAAUUUCUUACCUAGCCCAUCUUGCUUUCCACUGUAUAUCUAUUUAUUCCUUUGUAUUUAUUUUCAUUAAUUUAUUCACUCUAUUUUCCCCUUGCAUUUACUCUGAAUCAGUCCGUAGCUUAUUGUAGAUAUGUUAUGCAAUAAAGGAUUUGAACCAAGA